AUGUACAAGAAGUCGCCGCUGCCAAAGAUCUUUCGCCGCCGGAGUAAAUCGACUGUCGAAGCGGCUCUUCAAACAGAUCCAGAAAAUGAUGAACUAUUAAAACUCAGAUGUGACCUUCAAGAAGUUAUUACCCUUACUCGAGAUCUGAUACAAACCCAAUUAGAAGAAAAGCAUAAAUCUUCAUAUGUGGAACCGUCUUCAACUAUAAAAGCGUCAUCCAACUAUUUUGACGACAUUGAAGCUGCACUUUUAGAGGCCGAAAAAUUAGUCUCUGCUGCCAAAACUUGGAGGAUUGGAGACAAGUGUCAAGCUAAAUGGAAGGAGGAUCGUCAGUACUACGACGCAACUAUUGAAGACGUUACAAGUAAAGGGGAAGUCAAAGUAAUUUUUGAUGCCUAUCAAAAUCGAUCCACUACACAUGUCCACGAGCUAAGAGAACGAACUACACGCAACGAAGUGUUUCCUUCAAACAAGCGUCACAGGCCCAAUCAAAAAGAAUAUUUAAAAAAACCAAAGCAAAAAAAACAGCAGCGUUUUAAAAAUUUGGGAGAACGAGAAUCAGAAAAAAAUAAAUGGCUUAAUUUUUCCACUAAAACUCAGAAAACUGGACUGAAAGCGAAAAGUAUAUUUGCCUCUCCGGAUAAUGUAAGCGGCAGAGUUGGAGUCGGCACAUGUGGAACAGCAGGAAAAGGCAUGACUGAUUUUACUAUAAGCGAGAAAUAUAGAAAGGUCUUUAAGCUGUGAAAUCUAUAUGUUUAAAAGCGCUACAAAAUAAAAGAUUCCAAAUACAAUGUAAAAAAUUAAAAAUAAAAACCGACCCCAAAGUGCUGGUUGUCAUAAACUUAAAAAUAUGGUUUAAUAAUACGGUUUUUAAUAUAUAAUAUAUUUAAAUUAUUCGCUUUUUAGGAGUUA
Messenger RNA from Drosophila gunungcola (fruit fly), 912 nucleotides. RefSeq names its product survival of motor neuron-related-splicing factor 30-like. Gene Ontology annotation, molecular function: RNA binding. Gene Ontology annotation, biological process: regulation of alternative mRNA splicing, via spliceosome; mRNA processing. Gene Ontology annotation, cellular component: cytoplasm; nucleus; precatalytic spliceosome. NCBI's taxonomy places the organism in Eukaryota, Metazoa, Arthropoda, Insecta, Diptera, Drosophilidae. The record is from RefSeq and is a predicted model, not a curated record.